UCUCAGCCGAAAACGACCGGGUUGGACCUUUAGAGAGACCGAACCGAAGCCCUUCGCGCUCAUCCCUGCACGGAGCGGCGGCGGCGCCAGCUACCGGCUACCCCCUACCCCGCCCCCCAAACGACCGAGCUCCUCCGCCUUCCCCCCGAGUGCACGGUUGUCUCCACCAAUCGGGCGGCGGCUGUUGUUUUCCCCUCCCCUAUCCCGUCCCUCUCGCACAACAGAGGGGCAGCCAAGCUAUUACCCGUCGAGAAGCGACACGGCGGCGGCGGCGGUAGCGGACACGUGAGCAACCAUAUCGCAGUCGAGACGAACAACGCGGGCAGAACCGCGGACGCGCCAACGCCUAUUAUCUCCUGCUCGUCGCCGGAACCGACCAACCGAGCGCCCGCGGCAAUGCUGUUGCGCGCCUCCGCCAUCCGCCGGGCCGCCUUCUCCACCGUCGUGGCGAAGUCGGAGACGGGACUGUACGGCUUCGAUGUGCUGCGCACGGCCAAGGGCUUCCGCCGCUUCGUGGACGAGGCCAUACAGCGGUCGGAUGAGCUCGUUGCCUACAUCGCGCAGCUGCCGCCUUCCGCGGAGAUUGUCAAUGCCAUGGAUGAGAUCUCCAAUACCGUUUGCUCGGUCAUUGAUUCGGCGGAGCUGUGCAGGAACACGCACCCAGAUAGGGAGUUUGUGGAGGAAGGAGAUAAGGCAUCGAUGAGGAUUUACGAGCAUCUUCAAUACCUGAAUUCAAAUACUACUUUGUACAAUGCGAUACUAAAAGCUGAGAGUGAAGGUGUCCUGCUCUCGGAGGAAGCUCGAAAGGCAGCGGCUAACUUGUGUGCUGACUUUGAAAAAUGGGGAAUUCAUCUUCCUAAAGAUAAACUCGAGCGCGUUAAUCAGCUGAACCUUGCAAUUGCCCAGCUGGGUAGAAAGUUCAAUGAAAAUGUUAUGAACAAACCAGGUUUUGUGGAUAUAUAUCCAGCCUCGCGUAUUCCAAGAAAUAUGCAUCAUAACUUUAAGCCCGUUAGCCGUUUCAAACCUUGGGGUGUUGAAGAAGCAAGUAAUGCAAUGCACACAACAAGACAGAAGGGUCUUAGGAUAGUGACAGACUCGGGAACUGUAUCAUCAGCAUUGAGAUGGGUUCCGGAUGAGGAAGUCAGGAGACAGGUAUACAUUACAGGAAACUCUGAACCUCGUGAAAACAUUGCUGUUCUUGAUGAACUUAUAGAUGCUCGUGAUGAGCUUGGAAAGACUAUGGGUUGUAAAUCAUAUGCUGAAUUCGCUAUACGUCCUAACAUGGCUGCAUCUGUAGAUGUGGUCAUGUCAUUUCUCAGAGAUUUGAGCGACAUUGUUAGGCAUAAAGCUGAUGAGGAAUUUAAUACUAUACAAGAAUUCAAGAGAAGAAUAUGUAAUCAAAAGAGUGCUGAUCUGGAACCCUGGGACGAGGAUUACUUCAUUGGAAUGAUGAAAUCAUCUGCAAAUAGCGUGGAUCUCUCAGUUGUUGCAUCAUAUUUUCCAUUGGCCCAGUGCAUAAAGGGCUUAAACGUGCUGGUGGAAUCAUUAUUUGGUGCCACAUUCCAUCAAAUUCCUAUGGGUGAUGGAGAGUCAUGGCAUCCAGAUGUGAUAAAGCUGUCUCUGCAUCACCCUGAUGAGGGUGACUUAGGAUUUAUGUAUCUCGAUCUCUACUCCAGAAAGGGAAAAUAUCCAGGAUGUGCUCAUUUUGCUAUCAGAGGAGGGCGACGUUUAUCUGACAUGAACUACCAACUUCCAAUCAUUGCCUUGGUUUGCAACUUCUCAAGUUCUAAGGGAUUGACUCCACGGCUCAACCAUUGGGAUGUCGAAACUCUAUUCCAUGAGUUUGGCCAUGCCCUUCAUUCUCUGCUAUCUAGAACGGACUAUCAGCAUUUCUCUGGUACUAGGGUUGCUCUUGAUGUGGCUGAAACGCCGUCAAACCUUUUCGAGUUCUACGCGUGGGACUACCGUGUCUUGAAGACAUUUGCUCUAGAUGAAACAACUGGUGAUCCCAUACCAGAAAAGCUGGUAAAGGCACUAAAUGCUUCUCGGAACAUGUUUCCGGCCACUGAGCUUCAGCGGCAGAUUUUUUAUUCUAUGAUGGACUUAACUUUGUUUGGGGAGCAAGCAUCGAAACCCAUGGAUACAAUUUCUGCUGUUGCGGAUUUGAAAAGAAAGCACACAAGUUGGAAUUAUGUAGAGGGCACACACUGGCAUACUCGGUUUUCUCAUCUUAUAAACUAUGGUGCUGGGUACUAUAGCUAUCUUUAUGCUAGAUGUUUUGCCACAACUGUAUGGCAAGAAGUAUGCCAAGAUGACCCAUUGUCUCGUAGCACUGGUAGUGCGCUUAGGGACAAGUUCUUGCGGUUCGGUGGGGCUAAGGAUCCAUCUGCCUUAUUGAAGGAUCUUGCGGGUGAUUCUGUCAUCAGAAACUCCGGUGGUGGAAUAAUCCCUGACAUUAGCUCCCUGUGUAAAGAAAUUGGUUUGUGAGCUGAGGGUGCAGACAGGGAUUGUUAGUUUUGACACUGAGGUUGAUUAAAGGGGCAAACUCCAAACCGGAGUCGUCGAGAGCCUUGAGGUCAGGAGCUUGAUCGCCGGUUUCUGUGCCACACAGCACAGUCGAAGGCUGGUCGAAGAUCAAGCUGGGAUAGUUAUACGAGAUUCUUGACAAGAAAUUUAAUUGGUUGAGAUUUCAGGAUCCAACUGAAUGGAUGCUUUUUGACUGAUGAUUAAACUCAAGUCAACUUUUAUUUGUGCUGCUGUGUGCUGCCAGGAUUGUUCUGGGAUCUGUCAGAUGAGUUCGUUGAGUCGCCGCGAUCACAAUUCAUAAGAGUGCAACUGAUGCCUUAGUUGGUCUGUUGGAAUUAGCUGGAAAGAAGAAGAAAAAAUCGUUUGAAUCCAAGUCAGUUCUGUUCACCUACUCGAAUAACCUGUCAGUGCUUGUUCGUACCGUGGAAUUUUUACGGUAUUCAUCAUGCUUCCAGAUGGCCUGCCGCGGCACCUCGCGCACGUGGUUCUAUUUGAGGCAAUAGCACGAGCAUAUGCGUGGGUUUCUUUGCUUUGGGGUCUCGCUCAUAUCGUACUCCGUCUCCAGGUAUCAGGUAUAUGCUGUGAUUUUGACAGGUAGCGCUGUGCGUUUCCACAUUGCGACCUCGUCGCCAGCUUUGAAAUCGCCGCGGAGCCAAGGCGCCAAAUGGCCUCUGUUUGGACCGUUGCAUUAUGCAUCCACACGCUGGGGCUGCGUCCUUUUCAGCUGGAACUGCUUAACUGAAAUGUGUAAGCAAACAACUCUUUGAGCUCUGGUCAACCCAACUACCCAAGACAUGCUUAUUCUUAACUUGUU
Brachypodium distachyon (stiff brome) is the source of this 3340-nucleotide messenger RNA. Its product is annotated as mitochondrial intermediate peptidase, mitochondrial. The record is from RefSeq and is a predicted model, not a curated record. NCBI's taxonomy places the organism in Eukaryota, Viridiplantae, Streptophyta, Magnoliopsida, Poales, Poaceae. The coding region runs from base 397 to 2487 and encodes 696 amino acids. Gene Ontology annotation, biological process: peptide metabolic process; proteolysis. The transcript has 17 exons. Gene Ontology annotation, molecular function: metalloendopeptidase activity.